Molecule: messenger RNA, 2405 nt
Organism: Tigriopus californicus
Lineage: Eukaryota; Metazoa; Arthropoda; Copepoda; Harpacticoida; Harpacticidae
Product: carboxy-terminal kinesin 2-like
Exons: 6
Coding region: 233-2263 (676 amino acids)
Biological process (GO): microtubule-based movement
Molecular function (GO): ATP binding; microtubule motor activity; microtubule binding
Source: RefSeq, a predicted model, not a curated record
CGACCGACGGACGGACUGUCAAUUUCCCGGAUAUCUGUGCCAGUCGAUUGAAAACGCCUCCAUCCCACCAUUGGCAUAUCCACCACCCAAUCCAUCUCCCCGCUGAGAGCUAUUGACUGAACGAGCGAGCUCACGUCGGAGAUUUGAUAUAUAUCAUCAUCAUCAUCAUCAUCAUCAUCAUCAUCAUCAUCCUCCAAUCCUUCCUUGCUUCCUUCCCUCAUUAAGGUGCAAAAUGUCUGGGAUUCCUCGACCGGGAAGUCGUCUUCCUCAAUCUUCUUCGUCCGUGAAACGACCUCGAGCCGGAUCCAACGAUGAGAAUGCCGGACAGCCUGGUCUUCUGGCCAAAAAGAAGAAAAUGGAUCCGCCUACCCUCCCAUUGAAGAAGACCUCGACGUCGAAUCUGAGCAAAGCCAAAUCCAUGAUGAAUAUUGGUCCCAAAUCCAAGGUGACCCAACCUUUAGGGACGUCAAACAUGAGUGGGCGAGCCACCAAUGUGUUAGGACGCCGACCCGGAGCCAACCCUGUCGGUGGAAACACUUCCAAUUUGGCCCCGCGAACACGCGCGACGGUCACCACGAAUGCACCUGUAGGUCCAGGCCCCGGGCCCAAAAAGCGGCCGGCGUGGGAUUUGAAAGGCCGAUUAGAAGACAUGGAGGGCCUGUUCGCGUCCACGGCUGAGCGCGUGUCCACUUUGGAGAGCCAGAACACCCAGUUGAAGACCGUAGCACAAGAGAAAGAGACCGAAGUCAUUCAGAACUCGGAAGAGUUGAAAUCGGUGGCCGAAGAACGCGAUUCGCUUCGAAAACAGAUUGAGACUUUGAAGAAGGAACUCUCGGAAGUGACGGAUCUCAAGGAAUGCCAGGCCAAGAAUUACCGAACGCAAUUGGAUGAUUUAGAGUUCAAGAAAUCAGCUCUGGAGCGAAAGCUCAAGGGAUUGGAAGACGAGCUGAACGCCAGAAUCGCUGAAAUUGGAAGCCUCAAAUCUAUUGUGGCUCAAUCCAAUGCAACUAAAGAUUGUUUGGAGGCUACACUCGAAAACACCAAACGUCAUCUUGCUUCGGCGGAAGACAAGUUGACCGAAUUGGAAAAGUUGGCCUCGCAGCAAGCGGCUCAAAUCGACCAACAUCGGGAAAACGAACGAGCCUUUGAAACCGAACGGCGUCGCCUUCACAAUACCAUUCAAGAACUGAAGGGCAACAUCCGAGUGUUUUGUCGUGUUCGACCUCUCCUCAAAGGCGAAGUUGAAAAGGUGGGCCCAAAUAUUCGACAUAUCGAGUUCGUGUCGGAAAAUUCCCUCGAGCUGAAAAGAAUAGCGGACAGCCCAAAUGAGUCCAUUGCCAGUGGUAUCAAAGGCAAAAACAGUAAGUAUGACUUUGAAUUCGAUCGAGUAUUCGGUCCCAAUGCCAAGCAAGCCCAGGUGUUUGAAGAGAUAUGCCAGUUGGUACAGAGCGCCAUUGACGGCUACAAUGUGUGCGUGUUUGCCUACGGACAAACAGGAAGUGGGAAGACAUUCACCAUGGAAGGGGGAGAAGAACCGGGCAACGAGGGUAUGAUCCCUCUCACGCUUGACAUGAUUUACCAGGAGACCAAGAAAUUGGAGGGCAAAGGCUGGACAUAUAAGAUGGAAGCAAGCUUCCUGGAAAUAUACAAUGAGGAGAUUCGAGAUCUCCUAGCCACGGAGAAGAACCUGAAAUAUGACAUCAAACUUACCAGCUCCGACGUUAAAGGACAAACCAACGAUGUGUAUGUAAGCAACGUUAAAGUCGUAGAAGUCAAGAGUCCGCAUCAGGUGACAUCACUCCUCAGUCUUGCUCACAAGAAUCGCGCGAUUGCCGCCACAAAUUGCAACGAAAGGUCCUCAAGGUCGCAUUCCGUUUUUCAAUUGAAAAUUACGGGUAGCAAUUCCAUUACUACCGAGUCUUGCUCUGGUACCCUCAACCUGGUCGACUUGGCUGGGUCUGAACGCCUCAAAGAUUCCGGUUCGGAGGGAUUAAGAUUGAAAGAGACCCAGAACAUUAAUAAAUCGUUGGCCAAUUUGGGUAACGUCAUCAUGGCACUGGCUCAAAAGGAUUCGCAUAUACCCUACCGCAAUUCCAAGCUAACACAUCUGUUGCAAAAUUCGUUAGGUGGGAACUCCAAGACUUUGAUGUUUGUCAACGUUUCCCCGAAAGAAGAUAGCUUCAGUGAAACGUUAAACUCGCUGCGCUUUGCGACCAAAGUCAAUCAGUGCCAAAUCGGGACGGCUACGAAAAAGAUCAAGUAAUGCCAAUCUAUUUGUCGCACGGUCGUUGUCCCGGACCACUUCAUUUCGCUCACUCUUUACUAGGCUCCUUCCUAAUCCUGCAUAUAGUUAGUGUCAAUGAGCUCCUUUUGUAUAAAAUUCAAUUCCUUAACGAAACAACAAA